Molecule: messenger RNA, 3344 nt
Organism: Myzus persicae (green peach aphid)
Lineage: Eukaryota; Metazoa; Arthropoda; Insecta; Hemiptera; Aphididae
Product: mitogen-activated protein kinase kinase kinase 7-like
Exons: 13
Coding region: 221-1771 (516 amino acids)
Biological process (GO): protein phosphorylation; positive regulation of canonical NF-kappaB signal transduction; JNK cascade
Molecular function (GO): ATP binding; magnesium ion binding; MAP kinase kinase kinase activity
Source: RefSeq, a predicted model, not a curated record
UAUUUUUAUCAAUCAAUCAAUCACAACUCACAAGUGAUGAAAGGAUAACAAUAAUUCAAAAAAAAAAAAACAUAUUUAUAUAAAGAAAAUACAUAGUAAAAUAAUACAUUAACGAAUUGAAAUUGUAUUCAUCCAUUCUUCUCAACAAUUACACAGUUUGUUUGGGCGAUGUACGGUGCCGAACACAUCCUAUGCCAUCCGAGGCACAUUCACAAAUCAAAUGGCUAUUAAAGAGACUCAUGGACACAAACAAAAGUUUGUGGAAGAAAUUGAUUACGAUGAAAUUGAGAAGCUUGAAAUUGUUGGCAAAGGAUCGUUUGGAGUUGUUUAUCGUGGACGAUGGCGUAACAACUAUGUAGCUGUCAAACACAUUGACACCGAAGCAGAGCGUAAAGCAUUUACAGUCGAAGUUCGACAGUUGUCUCGAGUCAACCAUCCUAAUAUUGUCAAACUAUAUGGUGCAUGUACAUCAAAUCCUGUAUGUUUAGUAAUGGAAUUUGCGGAAGGAGGAUCAUUAUACAAUGUAUUACAUUGUAAACCUGAACCUCAAUACAACUUGGGACAUGCUGUUAGUUGGACAUUACAGUGUGCAGAAGGUGUAGCAUAUCUUCACAGUAUGAAACCUAAACCAUUAAUUCACCGUGAUUUAAAACCACCAAAUUUACUAUUAGUGAAUGAAGGAAAAACAUUAAAAAUAUGUGAUUUUGGGACUGCUUGUGACAAAAAAACAUAUAUGACCAAUAAUAAAGGUAGUGCAGCUUGGAUGGCACCUGAAGUAUUCGAAGGUUCAAAUUAUACUGAAAAAUGUGAUAUAUAUAGCUGGGGUAUUAUUUUAUGGCAAGUUUUAACAAGACUGAAACCAUUUAAUGAAAUCGGAGGAUCUGCUUAUGGAAUUAUGUGGGCUGUACAUAAAGGAACCAGACCUCCAAUAUUUGAACAAUGCCCUCGACCGUUUCAGGAAUUGAUUACUGAGUGCUGGGAUCAAAAUCCAAAUGUUAGGCCAUCAAUAGAUCAUGUCGUUCAGGUUAUGAGGAUUUUAAUACAAUUUUGUUCUGGACAUGACCAACCAUUAAUGUAUCCCAAUUAUUGUUAUUCCAUUAGUAAUGAAUUUGAAGAAGACUGUACUUCUGAAGAUUCUUGCCCAGACAUUUCCGACUCCUAUAUUGAAAGCUUAAGAAGUCAUAAAGGAAUCAAUGGAAUGUUGACAAAUGAUAGUUUAAAAUCUAAUCCCAAUUUAUCAAUACCAUUAAAUGUUAAUGUAGAGAACAAGUUUGAUCAAUAUGAAGACUUAAAAAUAUUAACUAUGCCUGGAUUUGACAAAGUGGGAGCUUAUCAGACUGUUGACUCAACUGACCGCGAAGAUGAAUCAGAUUCACAGUGUCAAAGUCAACUAGAUGGUGUUUCUGGAACACAUCCCGAACUGGAUAAUUUGUACUUGAUGUUAGAUCAACAGUUGCAUCCAAUACCCCCAGAUACCACUUGUCCACAAUCAGUUCAAAUAUUUGAAGAACACAAACAGCUUGCUCAAGAAUAUUUAAAAGUGCAAACUGAAAGAGCAUAUUUAUCAAGACAUAUGGAGCAAUUGGCAGAGCGUUUAAGUCAGGAAGAAAUCUUGUGUGAUGAAGAAGUAGAUGAAGAUGAUGAAGAAAUUAAAAAACUCAAAAAUGAAAAAGAAAAUUUAACACAAUUAAGCCAGAACCUCAAAAAACAACUAGAAAUGAUACAUGUAAAAAAAAGUAACCAUUCAAAUGAAAAUGAACCAUCAUCAUAGUGAUCAUAAAUUGUUUUGUAUUUGACUAAGCAGCUUAAACCAAGGACAUUGAUAUAUUACUAUAACAAUAUAUCAGUGUAUGAAAAUAACAGUUAAUCAUCAAUAUACCAAAAAUACCGCCAGCUCUAUCAAACAUGCUAAAGACAAUAUAAUUAACAUGAUACUGUAUUUUAUUUUAUUUUGGUAACUUAUUGUAUAUGUAAUUGUUAAUAAUAAUUUAAUUUUAAUUUUUCAAAUUAUGGUAAAUUAAGGGGUUUUGGAGUUUUGUACCCCUUAGCCGCAUCCAGAUCUAGGAUACAUUUAUCUUUGUGGGAAACAAAAAUGUAUGAUACCGCUUAUAACAUGCAACCAGAAACAUUGUUGAAAAAAUGUGAAUCAUAGGUCUGGACGUUGCUUUACGGAAAAUGGAUGAAAAAUUAUAUUGUAUUAGUAAUAAAUAUAUUUUAUAAAAACAAUUGAGAUGAGUUGUAUCUUGUAUUUAUGUCAAAUUGACAUAUGUUGAACUUUUUCCCAUCAUAUUUCUAUAUACAUGUUCUUAAUUUUAUAUUAUAUCAACUUAAUAAUGUUAAUUUGAUAGUUAUAAAACAUGAUUUAUAUAGUUUAAUUAGUUAAUAUAAUUAUUUUUUUAUCUGGUUUAUUAUUAUGUAUCAUUGUGUUGAAUAUGUACAACAUUUUAUUUUUAUUAAUGUUUUUUGUAUAAAUGGUUAUUAAAUUUGUGCUCUAGUCCAACAAAAUUGCCAAAUUUUUGUUUAUGAAUUUUACAGUAUAAGAUUGUAUUUAGAAAUAUUUAAAUUGUAUUACAUACAUUUUAAGCUCAUUCAUAACAUUGAUAAAACAAUUAUUUUAUGUUAUUAUUUAUAUUUUAAUAUGUUUAAAAAAUAAUAACAAUAUUUGCUGUAAUUGCAUAAGAAACAUAAUAUGUAGCACUUUAAUAUACACUAUCUAUGUAUACUAAAAUGUAUGUUUGUUACCUAAUGACUAAAAAAUUACUGGAUUUUCAAUAAAAGUUAUAUCAAUUAAUACCUUGACACUUGGAGUCAAAAGAAAUCACCUAUUUUACUAUUUUUUUUUGUUUUCUAAAUCUAGAAUUCUCUAUCUAAUUCUGAUCUAAAAAAAAAAUCGGAGCAUUUUUACUACUCAAAAAAUUGAUGACAGAAAAAAACACACAUCACGUCAUUGUAAAAUCAAUCCAUUAUUUUCGCUCCGCUCAGAAUCUAAAACUGAAUAUAUGACAUUUUCACCAAAUGUUUAUAUAUUAGCAUCAUCAUAUAUACAAUGAGCACCUUUUUGGACAGUUUCGACAAAUCGACUAUUUUGAAUGUUUCCAAGUAAAAAUAAUUAAAUUAAAAUUAUUUUUUUAUUUCCUUUAUUAAAUAUAUGUAUGCUUGAGCAGAUAUUUGUCGUAUUGGCAAGAGUACUUUUAAAUAUUAAGUUAAAAUUAAAUUCCACUCAACCCUCCGCGCUCAUUCAAACCCCAUAAUUAAAAGUUUAUCCUCUGCCUCUAUUAUUCCUAGAAGGUUAAAAAGACAAUGGCCAAGAGAUCUGCUCAAUACCUAAUUAAAAAAAAAAAAAA